This is a messenger RNA of Xenopus laevis (African clawed frog), 1170 nucleotides long. RefSeq names its product thiamine transporter 2. The transcript is spliced from 2 exons. The record is from RefSeq and is a predicted model, not a curated record. The coding region runs from base 54 to 1076 and encodes 340 amino acids. NCBI's taxonomy places the organism in Eukaryota, Metazoa, Chordata, Amphibia, Anura, Pipidae.
GCGCAAGGGUCUCUGAAGUCUCUAAGGCAGUGCAUGUGCCACACUCAGGAGCUAUGGAACUAUGCUGCAGGAAAUACCCCAGCGGAUGGAUAUACCCCACAGUUCUUCUCUGCCUCUAUGGCUUUUUUGUCAACCUAAACGCAACAGACCCUUUUAUCAUCCCAUAUCUUGUAGCACCAUAUCACAAUCUGACUGCUGUGCAGGUGGCAAACUCAGUGCUCCCAGUUUGGACCUACAGCUACCUGGCAUUACUGAUCCCGGUGUUCCUGCUAACGGAUUACCUCUGUUACAAACCAGUGAUAUUCCUGCAAGGCCUGGGAUUAAGCAUCUCCAUGAUCGUAAUGCUCGUCACCCAUGGUGUCCCAUGUAUGCAAGGGAUGGAGUUUGCCUAUGCCAUUUUCACCUCCUGUGAUGUGGCCUAUUAUGCUUAUAUCUACAAUGUGGUGGACACAAUACAUUAUCAGAGGGUUACUAGUUACUGCAGAAGUAUAACAUUGGUGGGUGCUACCCUUGGUGCCUUGGGUGGACAGCUGUUACUGUCCUUGGCUGGGGUCUCCUACUUCACCCUUAAUGUACUGACGCUAUCACUGACCUUAGUGGGACUUGUCUUCACUUUAUUUCUGCCCAUGCCUACAAGGAGCAUGUUCUUCCAUAAGGAAAUAGCAGGGGACACAAUGAAGAUGUCAGUGCAAGAGGCAGAAUCUCCUUGUUUAGAGAAAAUAAAACCUGAAGCCAUGGCCAAGGACGCCGCUUCAGAGAGCACAAGCACAAAACACCUCAUCAGAGUAGUUUUUCUUCUUUCUAAAGAAGUAAAACAUUGUUACUCCUCCAAGCAGAUCCUGUACUGGUCUCUUUGGUGGGCUUUCGCAACACCUAUAUACAACCAGCUGAUAUGUUAUGCCCCAAUAUUGUGGGAGCACGUGGAAUCUUCCAAGAGAAUGGCUGUGUACAAUGGGGGAGUCGAGGCUUUGUCCACUUUUCUUGGUAAGUUAAUAUAUAUAUAUAUAUAUCUAUAUAUUCCAUAUGGAUAUUGGGGCUUAUUUAAUAAAGGGAUUGGACCCAUGUUUUCCCCAUAAUUCAGUGUAUUAUCCAUAAGUUCCAGUGUAAUUUCUGCAAUGUGAUAAAUAUGGAAAGUGAAAAAUGGUGCCAAUGAGUAAAUAGCCAUGCAAU